Molecule: messenger RNA, 2275 nt
Organism: Archocentrus centrarchus (flier cichlid)
Lineage: Eukaryota; Metazoa; Chordata; Actinopteri; Cichliformes; Cichlidae
Gene: stx5a
Product: syntaxin 5A
Biological process (GO): vesicle fusion; endoplasmic reticulum to Golgi vesicle-mediated transport; intracellular protein transport
Cellular component (GO): SNARE complex; Golgi membrane; endomembrane system
Molecular function (GO): SNAP receptor activity; SNARE binding
Source: RefSeq, a predicted model, not a curated record
AUGACGUCAGUGCCGGAAAUUGACCGGAUUGGAACUUUAACUCCUGGUUGUCCGUACGGGAGGUUUCUAUUUAUCCAUCAGAUAGACCAUAGGAGGAGGAGGACCCGGCAGCCCAGGCGGUGUUUGGUCUACAGCGGGCUGGUGACUCAUAAUCAGCGGCAACUGACGUGCCGUGACCGGACACUCGAGUUCCAGUCAGCCUAAUCUCUCCAGGGCAGACAGCAGAAUGGAGUCCAGCCCAGUAAGCCAGCGCUCAGUGCCCUCAGGCAGCGCAGUGACUUUACGGUUAUGGCCAAGAGAAUUGGUAAAGACUUGAGCAAUACGUUUGCCAAACUGGAAAAGCUCACAAUUUUGGCAAAAAGAAAAUCUCUAUUUGACGACAAGGCGGUGGAAAUCGAGGAGCUGACGUAUAUCAUUAAGCAAGACAUUAACAGUCUAAACAAACAGAUAGCACAGCUGCAGGACUUGGUGAGGUCCCGUGGAGCUCCGGGUGGCCGACACAUCCAAACACACUCUAACACUAUAGUGGUGUCAUUGCAGUCAAAGCUGGCGUCUAUGUCCAAUGACUUCAAAUCGGUCCUAGAAGUCAGAACAGAGAACCUGAAGCAGCAGCGUAGCAGAAGAGAGCAGUUCUCGCAGCCUCCAGUGUCGUCUUCUCCUCUCAUGGCCAACAACUUCAGGAGCCGCAAAAAAGGGGCCCAGGAGCCGCAUGCAGCUCGUGAGCCGCGCAAUGACUGCCAGGGCUAUACAACCGCAAAUUUAAAAGAUGGCUCGGUCCUGAUGCAGGAAGAGUCCCGGAGCCGGGGGGAUGUGGCCAUUGAUAUGGACUCUCCGACAAACCCCUUGCAGCUCCAACUUAUUGAUGAGCAGGACUCGUACAUCCAGAGCCGCGCAGACACCAUGCAGAACAUCGAGAGCACCAUCGUGGAACUGGGCUCCAUAUUCCAGCAGCUGGCGCACAUGGUCAAGGAACAAGAGGAGACCAUCCAGAGGAUCGACGCAAACGUGGAGGACACCCAGCUGAACGUGGAGGCCGCCCACACAGAGAUCCUCAAAUACUUCCAGUCGGUCUCCUCCAACCGCUGGCUGAUGAUCAAGAUCUUUCUGGUCCUCGUCGUCUUCUUCAUCAUCUUUGUCGUCUUCUUUGCUUAAAGGAGAGAGGAGCGGUCGACGUCAGGGGAAAACCGUUCCGAAUGAGGGAGAAUAAAAUUAAAGCUAGACUGGGACGACGUAUUUUGAGACUUCUCUAUCACGGUUUCAUGGAGGCUUUUGGGAUCCACUCAAAUAUGGACCUGUCAGUUAGUCCCAAGCCACAAACUUUCAGUCUUAAUUAGACACUUCAGUGGAGAAUGAAGAUGUUGAACUCUCAAAUAAAAUAAAUAAAUGGUCUAAAAAUUCCCACUUUGUAUAGAGAGAGAGAGAGAGCAAAAAGCUGCUCUGUAUUGUACUUUGACCAACUAUUCAUAAACAUUUACUCAAAUGGCUCUAAUUUAAUGGUUUGAUUCUGCAAACUGUCUUAUGGUUGAUUUCUUGUUUACCCCUUUUACUACAUGUCAUCCUUUCUAAUUAUUAUUUCAAAGCCAAACAGUAGAACUGGACUUAAUCCUCAGAUUAUUUUGCUUCAUAGUGUACCUGCCUUUUUCUGGAACAGCAUAACUGUCUCUCAUUUAUCAGCAAUUCUUAACCCACCACCAUUCAGCUAUGAUGUGGAAUAUAUAUUUUUUUUAUUUUAAUCCAGUUAUUUUCUAUUUUGCUUCAUUUGCCAAAUGGGUACUGUUAUUGAACUGUGACACAAUACAGAGAGACUCGCUGUGGUCCAAGAAGGCAGUCAUAGCCAGCUGAAGGGAAGUUUGCAGUGUAUUUGAGCCAGGAGCUGUAAGAAAUAUUAUGUAACAGCACUGUUUUUAAAUGAAGCUGUGUGGUGAGCAGCCUUCGGGGAGGUUUAACGGUCAAAAAGGUUUAAACCUUACUCACCGAGUGCUGCAGAAGGAUCAGUGCGUAUGAAGGGGUAACACUGGUUGUGAAGUGACUGGUUCCCUGGAAGUGUCUGGUUGGAUACCUGUGCACCUCAUUAUCUUCCUAAUGUACAGGAUGUUAUUUAAAUGACCACAGCUUUUAAAAAAAAAAAAAGUUCCUAUUUUUCCUGCUUUUUUUUUUGUUUGUUUGUUUUUUUUUUUUUGUUUUUUUUAGCCAAAUGCCUUGACUUCGGUGUAUAAAGUGCAAAUAGUUAUAAUGAUGUAUUGCACAUUAAUAAAACAGUAAUGGGGUGCUGGCA